AUGGAUCUGUUACAGGAGCAUAUUCAUGACGUGAAUGGUUAUGUACGUGCAAAAGCCUUACAGAUAUGGCAUAAUAUUGUAGUUCUUGGAGGUUUACCAGUCAGUCGUCAGUCGAAACUAGCCGCUUUAUUAGUUGGCAAUCUAGGCGCAAUGAUGGAUGUAUCUGCUUCAGCAAGAAAAAAUGCUUGUAAAACACUUACAGCCAUGAUAUUACAGUGUCCUGCUGCAAAGCUGACUACAAAUGAAUUACAACAAGUUGUAAAUAAAGAAACGAAACGUCUUGAAAGUUUAGAAGAGCUAUUAAUUCGUCAUAAAACUGUUAGUAAGCGAAAAACUAAACUCGGUACACUUGAUGAAAAUGAAACAGCAACUAAAGACGACAAUAAUGAUGAUAAUAAUAACGGAACUAACACUCAGAAAUCUCUAGCUAAAAAGAAAAAGUCUAAACGUAGAAAUUCAAAAGAAUCGAUCGCUGCCAGUGAAGAUAGUGGUCGAAAAAGAUUAUUUCGUCGUCGUGGUCGUCGAUCAAUUGAUUCAGAGGAUGAAGAACAAGCCACUGAUGACGAUGACGAAGAAGAGGAAGAUGAGGAAGAGAAAAGUGAUGACGAAGUUGACAUAGAUAAUAGUAAUGAUGCAAAUGUUACAUUGUGCCCUACAGCAGAAUUAGAUGCCGCAGCAGCUCUCGAAGCAGCAAUUCAUUCAGCAGCUGCAGUUGCCGCUGGGUCUGUCAAUAAUCUAUCAACUGAAAAUAAUUGCAUUGGUAUUAGAGGUGGUAAUGAUUUAAUGAUAGAAUCAUCUCCAUUGCGUUCAGCAAGUGUUGCACAAACACAAUUAACAGCUGAUGUAAUACGUCAACGGGCUUGUGUUGCUUAUCUGUUAGAAACAUCUUCUUUUAUAUUACAUAUUCAAACAGCGAUAAAAGAUUUUCAAUCGAUGCUUUCAUCAAAAACAAUAUCAGAUGUAAUAGAAGCCAUUGAAUUUUUUGUUAUUGCAAAACAAGCUGGUGUUAAAGGUCUAGAGAAUGGUAUACGUCUUUUAUUAACACUGAUAUGGUCACAAGAAGAAACUAUAAAGAAAGCUGUUAUAGAAGCAUGUCAGAAACUAUAUCUUCAACCAGAUUCUGAGGAACAUUUCAAAUCCGAUGGUACGCUAACUGUUGAAGGUGCUGAUUUAGUUGCAACAAACUUAAGCAAUUUUAUACGUGAUUCAGAAAUUGGUGAUCUAGUUAGUAUGGAACGAAUUAUUCAACAAUUAAUUGCAUCAAAUCACUUUGAUUCUACCUUAAUUGAUCAUCUUUGGCAAAGAUUUAUUCAGUCAGCUAGUCGAACUGAUAAAGAUAGUUCAGAUGAUGCAAAAUCAAUGUUGCUUAUCAUUAAAAUGAUUGUAAAAUCUGGAGCUAAAGAGAUCAAUCGCCAUCUCGAUACGCUUAUUCGUCACGGACUUGAACCUUUAGACUCAUCAUGUCCUAUUGAUUUAGAACGUGUUAAAUUCACCUGUGAAGUGCUUGGACGAAUGGUUCCAUCAACUAAGUCUGAUAAAUCAGGUGAUAAAUCUUCACUUUUAAAACCAUUUCGACUGCCUACCAAUCAUGUUUUGUUUACUCGAUUGAAAACAAUUCUUAUUUCUACAGUAUCCCAAUCAAAUCAAGUACUAUGGGUACCAAUGAUGGAACAAGCUAUCAGUAUAAUAUAUGAUUUGGCAGAAGCGCCCGAUUCUAUCAUGUGUUAUCUUCUUCGUUCAACAGCUGAAAAAUUAAUGCAAUUCAAAUCAGUUUUGCCUAAUCCGGUUAAUUCAAAUGAAACUGCAGUAGAUAAUAAUCAAAUACUUGAUAAAUUAGUACAGAGUGAUGAUGAUAAUGAUGAACAAGAGAAUGUUCCACCAUCAUCUCAAAUGAAAUCAGAUCCAGAUGUGACAUCAUCAUUGAUCAGUGUCAAUGUACCGGCAUUUCUACUUUCAAGAUUCUUAGCAUUAAUUGGUCAUAUUACUUUAAAACAACUUGUCUUCAUGGAAUCGGCUGUACUGACCGAAUUGAAACGACGUGCUUUAAUUCAAGAAGAUCGUGAUUCGAAAAGAAAGUCAAAAUCUCGAAAAAAUAUCAGGCAGUCAAGGAUGUCAAUGAUGGAAAACUCUGUCAAUGUUUCAUCAGGAAUAACAACCGGUCAACCGAAUGUUGAUGAAGAAUCUGGUCUAGUUGGUGUAGCAGCUGAUGAUACCGAAGCAGAUUACAUACGUCAUAUAUGCGAUCACGAAUUAUUAAAAUCACCUGACCUUGUCUUAAAUCCAUUAUUAAAUUUCGUCACUUAUGUUUGUUCACAUCCGUCAAGAUUCGCAGAUGAAACUGUACAGGCAUCCGCCAGUCUUGGAUUAGCAAAAAUGAUGCUUGUCAAUGCUGAAGUAUGUGAACCACGUCUUCAACUAUUAUUUACAAUGGCUGAACGAAGUCAAUCAGAAAUAGUCAGAGCUAAUUUAAUUGUAGCUUUAGGUGAUUUAUGUCGUCGAUUCCCUAACCUCAUUGAACCAUGGACACCAAAUCUAUAUGCUCGAUUACGUGAUACCUCAGCAAAAGUUCGUACAAAUGCAUUGAAUACAUUAAGCCAUUUAAUUUUGAAUGAUAUGGUGAAGGUUAAAGGUCAAAUUAGUGAGAUGACUGUUUGCUUGGUAGAUGAAAUUGACCGACUGAAUAUUUUAGCUCGUCGAUUUUUCCAUGAAUUAUCACAAAAAGGAAACUCAUUGUAUAAUGUUGUACCAGAUAUUAUUAGUCGAUUAAGUGAUCCAAAUAUUGGUGUUUCAGAAGAACAUUUUCGUUCUAUUAUGGAGUUCCUUAUUCCGUUGAUUGUAAAAGAACGUUUGUGUGAAACAUUGGUUGAAAAGCUAUGUGCCAGAUUUCGUACAACGACUUUAGAACGACAAUGGCGUGAUUUGGCUUUCUGUUUAAAUGCAAUGCCAUUCAGUGAUCGAAUGAUGCGAGUAUUAUAUGAAAAUUUACCAGCAUUUGCAGAUAAAUUAUGUGUUCAAGAAGUUUACGCUGCAUUUGAUUCCAUAAUAUUGAAUGUAAAGAAAUUAAUUAAACCAGAUAAUAUGGCUAGACUAGAAGAAUUUGAAACUAAAGUAAAAGAGAUGUUUUUUGUCAGUGUAAAUAUUUACUGUUCUAAACUUAUGGAAUAAUGGAUGGCUCAACGGUUUAUUGCAUUCAUUCUUUAACCAUCAGGCCCCAGGUCCGAACCCUAUCUUACUUAUUUCGGUUUGAGCAGUUUGACAGUAUCACUACCCCUCGUAUUUAGAUUGUGACUCGAAACCAAGUACAUAAAUCUGUACACGGUAAAUAAGUUAAUAAUACUAACAAUAAUUUCUAAACUUGCAUUAUUUAACCUUGAUCUUUGUG
This is a messenger RNA of Schistosoma mattheei, 3382 nucleotides long. The record is from the annotation of a GenBank genome assembly. Lineage: Eukaryota; Metazoa; Platyhelminthes; Trematoda; Strigeidida; Schistosomatidae.